This is a messenger RNA of Oncorhynchus mykiss (rainbow trout), 2006 nucleotides long. Its product is annotated as ecto-ADP-ribosyltransferase 5-like. The record is from RefSeq and is a predicted model, not a curated record. Gene Ontology annotation, molecular function: NAD+-protein-arginine ADP-ribosyltransferase activity; NAD+ poly-ADP-ribosyltransferase activity. NCBI's taxonomy places the organism in Eukaryota, Metazoa, Chordata, Actinopteri, Salmoniformes, Salmonidae.
CACAGGUUAACUGUCAUAACAUCUACUGUCUAUCCACAGGUUAACUGUCAUAACAUCUACUCUUUAUCCACAGGUUAACUGUCAUAACAUAUACUGUCUAUCCACAGGUUACUUUGACACUAUAACUGUUGUUUUGACACCACUAUAAUACAGAAUAUCUCUAAGAGAUGGAAAUCCUAUGUGUUCCUGAGAAAUGUAUGGAACUCAUCCAGUGAUGUCAUUAUCAGUCACACAACCUGACAGUCUGUGACCAUGACAACUGAGCACACAUUGCGGUGUUCGACUUGGGGUCGAGAAGAGUGUGAGAAAGACAGAAAGGGGGAACGUUAACUCUUUCUCAGCAGCAUCACUUUUAGUUGCAAAUGGCCCUGUGGUGAACCAAGGUAGAGCUGUGUACAUCCUCAUGCAUGUGUACGUGUGCAGACAUGAAGAUCUGUAUGACAUGGUGCACGUAUUAGCUUGGUGCUUCAGUGUGGGAACAGGAUUUGUGGUCAUGUCUGUUGUAAAGUCAGAUCUCUGACCAGGUAUAAGUAGAUCUUGGCAGACCGUCUGCAAAAACACGUCCUGAAGCUGAACAAUACAAAACAACCUCUAUCGUGCUCCAGUCUGGUGCUGUUGAAGUCAUGGGGAGAGACAACAUCCUAACCUUUUCUGUGCUGUGUGUCUUCUCUGCUUGGACUCCGGGUGUGGAUACAAAGACGGUCAGUCUCCCUCUGCAUGAUCCAAAAUCCAACUUCCCCUUAGACAUGGCUCCAGACUCUGUUGAUGACUCCUACAAGGGCUGUGAGGAGAAGAUGCUCAGGAAGGUGCAUGACUAUUACCUGAAAACGGAGAGACUAAAAAACAAAGAUUUCAACCAGGCUUGGACCGAUGCUGAGGCCCGUUACAAACCCAAACCGAAAAGAGCACUGUCUAAACUCUAUUCCCUGGCAAUCCAGGUGUAUGUGACUGAAUACUCCCAAAUGUUCAAGUCAUUCAACGAGGCCACUCGUACCCAAAAGAAGAGCUACAGCACAACAUUCCAGUACCACUCCCUGCACUUCCUUCUGACCAAUGCUUUACGAAUCCUGAACAAGAAAAAUAAGCGUUUUCAAACCUUCCGAGGAACCAACGUGUCUUUCCACGGAGUCCGAAAUACUGAAAUGCGAUUCGGACAGUUCACGUCGAGCUCUUUAGACAAGAAAAUCACUAAACACUUUGGAAAUCGCUCCUGUUUUGAGAUCACCACUUACCUUGGUGCCCCACUGGGGGAGUACGCAUCUCAGAUGGCUCAUGAGAAGGAGGUGCUGAUUCCUCCCUACGAGGUGUUCAGAAUUACAGAGGUGCUGAAGAGAACAGACAAGAAAGACCUCUGGUGUGACGUCGUCUACAAACUGCAGAGUACUAAGAAAGGAAAAAGUGACCUGAAAUGCCAGAUGGUUGGACCACUCCAAGGAGAGUAAAAUCAAAACAGCAACACAGCUGUUCCGCUUUCAGUUAAAUAUGAAAUGCAGUUUUUAGUGCAACACCUGGCUUCCCCAUCCACCAUCGCUCCUCCCACAAAUACAGAAAAUACAGAAAACAUUAGCGUAGCUUUUCCUACUUUCAGAUUGUCAGAUCUGUCCUGUUGUAAAUGUUUCCCACAUUGUUUGCUUAGAUUGUUAACCUUUCUUCUGCCAGUGAAUUGGCAUUUGUUGUCAUGUGCACUGCAGCUUUUGCUAAAAACCUAUAAUGAAAAGCAUUGAGCAAUAUUACAUCUCCUGUCCAAUUUAUCCACUACCUACACAUCCAUUAUAAAGAGAUGAAUUUCAUCUCACUUGAAGACAAUGUGUUUGUUCUCAGGUUAUAAUUACAAUGGGCUACAAAGAUACUCCGAUUUAAAUAAAGAAAUAGCCAAAGAUAACCUGAAGCUUCAAUCAUCCCAUCUGAGUGAGAUUGUUGAUAAUGUGGUCGUUCUUCACCCAUUAUUCAACGUACAGUAGUUGUACAAAGUAAUGACACCGAGUCAUGGCUUUGAAAUUAAUUGU